Molecule: messenger RNA, 1003 nt
Organism: Psylliodes chrysocephalus
Lineage: Eukaryota; Metazoa; Arthropoda; Insecta; Coleoptera; Chrysomelidae
Source: the annotation of a GenBank genome assembly
AUACGAUGUACAACAAUUAGUUAAACGUUUAUAUAAAGAAACAAUUCCUGUUUAAAUCAGUUUUAUUGAUUUUUUAAAUGUAUGCUGUAUAUUUAAAUCCAUAAUGCGUGCAAUUGUAGAUGUAGGAAAAACAUGGCCACAGUACGUGGCUGUUAUGACAGAAAUCAUCAGAAAUCAUCAGAAAUCAUCAGAAAUCAUCAGAAAUCAUCAGAAAUCAUCAGAAAUCAUCAGAAAUCAUCAGAAAUCAUCAGAAAUCAUCAGAAAUCAUCAGAAAUCAUCAGAAAUCAUCAGAAAUCAUCAGAAAUCAUCAGAAAUCAUCAGAAAUCAUCUGAAAUCAUCAGAAAUCAUCAGAAAUCAUCAGAAAUCAUCAGAAAUCAUCAGAAAUCAUCAGAAAUCAUCAGAAAUCAUCAGAAAUCAUCAGAAAUCAUCAGAAAUCAUCAGAAAUCAUCAGAAAUCAUCAGAAAUCAUCAGAAAUCAUCAGAAAUCAUCAGAAAUCAUCAGAAAUCAUCAGAAAUCAUCAGAAAUCAUCAGAAAUCAUCAGAAAUCAUCAGAAAUCAUCAGAAAUCAUCAGAAAUCAUCAGAAAUCAUCAGAAAUCAUCAGAAAUCAUCAGAAAUUAUCAGAAAUUAUCAGAAAUCAUCAGAAAUCAUCAGAAAUCAUCAGAAAUCAUCAGAAAUCAUCAGAAAUAAUCAGAAAUCAUCAGAAAUCAUCAGAAAUCAUCAGAAAUCAUCAAAAAUCAUCAGAAAUCAUCAGAAAUCAUCAGAAAUCAUCAGAAAUCAUCAGAAAUCAUCAGAAAUCAUCAGAAAUCAUCAGAAAUCAUCAGAAAUCAUCAGAAAUCAUCAGAAAUCAUCAGAAAUCAUCAGAAAUAAUCAGAAAUCAUCAGAAAUUAUCAGAAAUCAUCAGAAAUCAUCAGAAAUCAUCAGAAAUCAUCAGAAAUCAUCAGAAAUCAUCAGAAAUCAUCAGAAAUCAUCAGAAAUCAUCAGAAAUCAUCAGAAAUCAUCAUAA